GUCAACUAUAAAAACCGCGGAAUAGGAAAUCAGCAACGUGCAGUAACAUUUCUAUUUUUCUGAAAGAAACUUCUUCUACAAGUCUGUUGAAUUAGAAUGAACAAGAUGUUGAUCAUCCUAGUUCUUGCUAUGGUUUUGGUGAAUUGUUCUGCUCGUCCACAAUUUGGAUUUGGUGGAUAUGCACCUGGUGGUGGAACGGGUGCUGGAUUUGGCACUGGUAAUGCUGGUUUAUUUGGAGCGUCAGCCAGUGGAGUAGGAAUUUCUAGCGCAUACAAUGGCGGAUUUGGCAGUGGAUCAGGAUCCGGACAAGCUUCUAGUGGAGGUCUGUUUGGUGGACAAUACGCAAGCGGUACAGGCAACGGAUUUUCUCACGGAAAAUAAGAGAAGCAACGAUGUAAAUCAUUUUGCCAAUUUUAUUAUUUUUUGUAUGGUUGCAUUUUGUUAAAAAAAAGUUUUGGAUUUUAAAUAUACUACUGGUUGUAAUACAA
Molecule: messenger RNA, 488 nt
Organism: Daphnia pulex (common water flea)
Lineage: Eukaryota; Metazoa; Arthropoda; Branchiopoda; Diplostraca; Daphniidae
Product: glycine-rich cell wall structural protein 1-like
Exons: 3
Coding region: 97-381 (94 amino acids)
Source: RefSeq, a predicted model, not a curated record